Hippocampus zosterae (dwarf seahorse) is the source of this 1732-nucleotide messenger RNA. RefSeq names its product retinoid X receptor, gamma b (gene rxrgb). NCBI's taxonomy places the organism in Eukaryota, Metazoa, Chordata, Actinopteri, Syngnathiformes, Syngnathidae. Gene Ontology annotation, cellular component: RNA polymerase II transcription regulator complex; nucleus. Gene Ontology annotation, biological process: response to retinoic acid; positive regulation of transcription by RNA polymerase II; retinoic acid receptor signaling pathway. Gene Ontology annotation, molecular function: nuclear receptor activity; nuclear steroid receptor activity; zinc ion binding. The coding region runs from base 69 to 1562 and encodes 497 amino acids. The transcript is spliced from 11 exons. The record is from RefSeq and is a predicted model, not a curated record.
GGAUGCCGAGUACCGCCGACUGUAGGACAGCUACGAAGCCUCCACUAUAACAACCGUUAUGGACAGCCAUGAUCCGUAUGUCCAUUUCAUUUGUCAAGCGCACCAUCACUCAAGUCGGACGCCUGGGACGCCGGCUGGCGUCCUGCCAGCUUGCACCUGAAGGCAUGUGGCAACCUGCGGCAUCAGCCGGCGGUGGCACCGCGAGGGAGCUGUGUUAUGGUCACUACUCGACUGGGCCAAUGAGCACGGCCCAUUCCCACCCCCACGCCUCGCCGAUGGGCGGCAUGGUGGGCCACCCGUCGGUCAUCAGCACCUCCAGGCACUUGCCGUCGCCCAUGUCCUCCAUGGGCUCGCACAUGAACGGCUUGGCCUCACCUUACUCCGUCAUCACCUCGUCUCUGGGCUCCCCCGCCGUAUCGCUGCCGUCCACGCCCAACUUGAACUUCGGACCUCUCGGAAGUCCACAGAUGAACUCUAUGAACAGUGUUAGCAGCUCAGAGGACAUCAAGCCUCCGCCGGGACUGCAGAACAUGGGGAGCAUCAACUACCAGUGCCCGAGCCCGGGGGGGAUGUCAAAGCACAUCUGCGCCAUCUGCGGUGACCGCUCCUCAGGGAAACACUACGGCGUGUACAGCUGUGAGGGAUGCAAAGGUUUUUUCAAAAGGACCGUGCGCAAAGAUCUCACUUACACUUGUCGAGACAGCAAAGAGUGCCUCAUCGACAAGCGCCAGCGCAACCGCUGCCAGUACUGUCGCUACCAGAAGUGCCUAGCCAUGGGCAUGAAGAGAGAAGCGGUACAGGAAGAGAGGCAGCGUGGGAAAGAGCGCGGGGAGAAUGAGGUGGAAUCAACCAGCAGUUUCAAUGAGGAAAUGCCCGUGGACAAGAUCCUCGAUGCCGAGCUGGCGGUGGAACCCAAAACGGAGACGUACUCCGACGGCAGCCCCGGCAACUCGACCAACGAUCCCGUCACCAACAUCUGCCAGGCAGCGGACAAGCAGCUCUUCACGUUAGUGGAGUGGGCCAAGCGGAUCCCCCACUUCUCAGAGCUCCCCCUUGAUGACCAGGUCAUUCUAUUACGAGCAGGCUGGAACGAGCUGCUCAUCGCGUCCUUCUCUCAUCGGUCGGUGACGGUGAAAGAUGGAAUCCUGCUGGCCACGGGCCUCCACGUCCACAGAAGCAGUGCCCACAGCGCUGGGGUGGGCUCCAUCUUUGACAGAGUCCUGACUGAACUGGUGUCCAAAAUGAAGGAUAUGCAGAUGGAUAAAACGGAGCUGGGCUGUUUGCGAGCUAUUGUCUUGUUUAACCCAGAUGCAAAAGGUCUGUCCAACGCAACGGAGGUGGAGGCACUGAGGGAAAAGGUGUAUGCCUCACUGGAGUCCUACACUAAACAGAAAUAUCCGGACCAGCCUGGCAGGUUUGCCAAACUGCUGCUGCGCCUGCCCGCGUUGCGCUCCAUCGGCCUCAAGUGCUUGGAGCAUCUUUUCUUCUUCAAGCUCAUUGGGGACACGCCCAUUGACACCUUCCUCAUGGAAAUGCUGGAGGCGCCCCAUCAGAUCACAUGACCCCUGUCAAACACCCCCUCUUGUACAUAGCCGUUGUCAGCAUUAUGAAGAUGGAUUCGGGGGGGAAAGGACGCUGCAAUUGUAAAGUUGAAUAUUUUAUAACAAUUGAAAACAACAUUGUAAUUAAACCCGAAACGCAAUUUCAAGGCUGCAUUGAAGACUGAGUACAA